Messenger RNA from Lycium ferocissimum, 1427 nucleotides. RefSeq names its product F-box protein SKIP1. The record is from RefSeq and is a predicted model, not a curated record. The coding region runs from base 147 to 1061 and encodes 304 amino acids. The transcript has 2 exons. Lineage: Eukaryota; Viridiplantae; Streptophyta; Magnoliopsida; Solanales; Solanaceae. Gene Ontology annotation, molecular function: protein binding.
GAGUCCGGGGACGACGACGAAUGGUAAAUAUGAUCUAUUUGGAAUAGUUUAAAGGAUAUUUUUGACCCUUUUCCAAUUAGAUACAUGGGAUACACAACACAAAUUGCACCUUUUAAAAUCUUGUUCAAACGAUAACACGAAAAAGUAUGGAAAUGGAAGAUAAAGCAGAGUCAGGAAAGUGGUCCGAAUUAACCCAAGUGUGUCUCAUCAACAUCCUCUCACGCCUAUCUCUCCCUGAAAGAUGGGUUGGACCCAUGUUUGUCUGCAAAUCAUGGUUCCAAGCUUGUAAGGAUCCCUACCUCAACACUCUCUUCGAUGUGGAAACUCAAUUUGAUUCGGUGACUGAGUUGCCUCGUUAUUGGACACCUGAGUUUGAGCGUAAGAUUGAUUGUAUGCUUCGAUGUGUUGUCCUUUGGAGUGAUGGAUCUCUUCAUACUAUACGUGUUAGACACUGCUCCGAUUAUUCCCUCUCUAUCGUUGCUCAAAGGUGCCCAAAGCUUCAAGUUCUCUCUAUCAAAAGCUCUCCACAUGUAACUGAUGAAAUCAUGAGUAAUAUUGCCUCUCAAUGCCCCUUGCUCAGGGAACUUGAUAUCAGCUUCUGCUAUGAGAUAUCUCACAAGUCUCUGUCUAUAAUAGGACAGCACUGCUCUAAUUUGCAAAUUCUGAGCCGAAAUUUUAUGAACUGGUUAGAUCCAUCACAACAUGUACGUGUUGUCCCCAGGGAGUAUCUGGAUGCCUGUCCUCAAGAUGGUGAUUCGGAAGCUGCUGCUGUUGCGAAAUUUAUGCCUCAACUGUUACAACUUGAACUCCAGUUCUCCAAGUUGACUAAUAAAGGUCUAACUUUGAUAUCUGAAGGGUGUACAAACCUUGAGUAUCUGGAUCUAUCUGGGUGUGCAAAUGUUACUGGCCGGGGAAUUUCCAGCGCCUCAUCGAAUAUGAAGAAGUUGAAAACCAUGAAGAAGCCUAACUUUUACAUCCCAGGGUCAGUAUUUCACACUGAGAGGUAUGGGCACUGGCAAUUGUAUGAUGAACGAUUCCAGACAGAUGUUUUUCGCAUUUGAUCAGACAGAAUGGAGAGUGAAAAAUGUCUCUUUAAUUGUAUUGUGGUCUCAAUUGUGUACCUGUAAAAAGGGUUAUGGUCAAAAUUGAAAUAGCUACUUUAUACUCUAUUUUUCUUUUUCUGUUUGAGACGGUAAACUUUUGAUAUACUUUAGAAUGCUGUGUCAUGUGCAUAGAACUCUAUACAUGUUUUGUUAUUUGUGAUAUUUUGUUGUCUAUUUUGAUUUUGUGAUAUUCCUUACCUCCCGAGGUAGGGUAAGGUCUGCAUACACUUUACCUAUCCAGACCCUACUUGUGGGACUAUGUUGUUGCUGUUGUUGUUUUGUUCUGAUUUUGUGAUAUUGCUACUGACGAAAUAUUUCCAUGGA